This is a messenger RNA of Magnolia sinica, 1297 nucleotides long. RefSeq lists its product as uncharacterized. Gene Ontology annotation, molecular function: structural constituent of ribosome. Gene Ontology annotation, biological process: translation. Bases 87 to 932 code for a protein of 281 amino acids. Lineage: Eukaryota; Viridiplantae; Streptophyta; Magnoliopsida; Magnoliales; Magnoliaceae. Gene Ontology annotation, cellular component: ribosome. The record is from RefSeq and is a predicted model, not a curated record. The transcript has 7 exons.
UUAUCUUCCCCGCGUUUUAGAGAGAGAGAGAGAGAGAGAGAGAGAGAGAGAGAGAGAGAGAGAGGGCUAAUCAACGAAGCAUACAUAUGUUUGGACAAGCCCAUCGGCUGUUGAGCCGCAGCGCUCAGGCGUUGGCAGAUGCAUGCAACAGCAGCAAGUGUAAUUUAUACUUUUUCACCCAUAGAAGACUCUCCACUUCCAUCUUGACCCCCCAUGAGGGUGCCAUUCCUUCAGAGUUGUUAUCAAAGAAGGCAGUGUUAACCCCAGACCGUACUAUAGGACAAUAUGAGGACUUGGUAACAAGAGUGACAAAUUUUCAUAAUGAGGAUAAGGGCUUCACGGUUUUGGCUGGUGAUGUGUUUGAUGUACCCAUUAGGAAAGAUAUUGUUCAUCGUGUUGUACGGUGGCAGCUUGCAAAACGGCAACAGGGGACGCAUUCAACGAAAACGAUUAGUGAAGUUAGUGGGACCGGUAGAAAGCCAUAUCCACAAAAGGGCACUGGACGAGCAAGACAUGGAACACUACGUGGGCCACAGUUUAGACACGGUGCUACCAUGCAUGGCCCUAAGCCACGAAGUCAUGCAAUUAAGCUGCAAAAGAAGGUCCGGCGUCUAGGAUUGAAAAUUGCUUUGUCAGCCCGUACAGCCGAAGGAAAGCUUCUGAUAUUUGAGGAUUUGGAGGUCCCUACCCACAAGACGAAGAACAUUGUGAAUUAUGUUGCACAAAUGGAGAACACCAAGAAGUUAUUGCUGGUGGAUGGUGGUCCAAUAAAUGAAAAGCUCAAGUUGGCGACACAGAACCUACACUAUGUCAAUGUGCUGCCUUCAAUUGGACUAAACGUCUACAGCAUCCUCCAACAUGAUACUCUAGUGAUGUCACGUGACGCUGUCAACCGGAUUGUUGAGCGGAUGCACACCCCCAUUAACCGCUAAUGCAAAAACAUGAAGGAUACAAUGAAUGCAGGGAGAAACGUCAGCUUCAUUCAACCCCAUCUUUUUCAUUUUAGAGGGGUUUUGGUCUGGGUCGUUAUGAUUCUCAGUGAGAAAUGUUUUUUGCUUUACAUAGACAUUAGAUUUUCCUUUGAAUUUGCACAGCUAUCUUUUUUCCUUUGCCAUUUCUUGGCUGGUCCUAUGGUUCUUGGGAUUGUCUGCCAAGCUGACAGGUGGAAAAUAUCCAAGAUGUCCAGCUGGUAGGUCCGACGUUGUAGUUCUUUCCCAAGGAUCAUGCUAGUAGACUCAUCAUGUGGAAGGGACAUGAUAUUGAUGAUGGCCUAAAAAACAUAGCCAAGUUUCUUCCA